Messenger RNA from Ustilaginoidea virens, 1098 nucleotides. RefSeq lists its product as uncharacterized. Lineage: Eukaryota; Fungi; Ascomycota; Sordariomycetes; Hypocreales; Clavicipitaceae. The transcript has 2 exons. Gene Ontology annotation, cellular component: mitochondrion. The record is from RefSeq and is a predicted model, not a curated record. The coding region runs from base 1 to 1098 and encodes 365 amino acids. Gene Ontology annotation, molecular function: hydrolase activity, acting on acid anhydrides, in phosphorus-containing anhydrides.
AUGCCGCAGCGGCGCGACGCCAGCUCCAGGCGGGAGGUGCGGGAGGUGCAGGAGCCGCGCCCCAGCUCGUCCGUUCUUCUGCUGUCGCCCACAAACGAGAUCCUGCUCCUGCACCGGGUGCAAACGUCUCGGUCCUUUGCGUCCGCACACGUGUUCCCGGGCGGCAACCUGGACGCCUUUCACGACGGGGAGAUUCCUGGGGCCGGCAGCCCGGCGAGGCACCGCGACGGACCGGCAUACCGGAUGGGCGCCAUCCGCGAGACCUUUGAGGAGACGGGGAUUCUGCUGGCCACGCGGAACGGCGCGCUGGUCGACUUGUCCGUCGAGCAGAGGACCGAAGCGAGGAAGCAGGUCCACGGCAACGAGGUCAGGUUCGGGGACUUUUUGCAGUCCAUUGGCGCUGUAGCCGACACAGCUGGCCUCACGCCGUUCACGCGCUGGAUCACGCCGGCCAGCAUGGCCAAACGCUUCACCACGCAGAUGUACCUGUACCAGCUGCCCGUGUCGCCCUCGCGGGAGGGUCCUCCCUCGGAGAUGCUCGUCCCCACGGCGGACGGCGGCGUCGAGCACACGGCCGCGCAGUUCGCCCCGGUGCAGGCGUUUCUGCAGAGGGCGGCCGAGGGCGGCAUCGUCCUGUUCCCCCCGCAGGCGUACCUGAUGGCGCUGCUGGGCAGGUUCCUGGCGGGGCCGCCGGCGGCGGCGGCGGACCCGGAGGCGGCGGACCCGGAGGCGGCGGCGCUGCACUACGCGGGGCAGCGGAGCAGGCUGGCGGCGUUCUUGGGGCAGGUGGUCACGGCGGACACGGAGCGGGGCAGGAGGCAUCGCACAGCCGGGAUCGCGUGGGCAGACAAGGCCAUCUGUCCGUACCACGUGCUGCUGCGGGAGGAGGACGGCCGGGUGGUGCUGGGGCUGGACAAGCCGGGGCCGGAGCUGGAGGGCACGGACAGGGGGGGCGACUGGGAGAGGGUUGCGCUGGUCAAGUUUGGCGCGGGGGGGCCGUCGGAUGUCGAGAUUCGCAUGAGGGAGGACGUUGUGGGGGCGGCGGCGGCGGCGGCGGCGGCGGCGGGGGCGCCAGCGAAGACGGGAUCGAGGGUGUGA